AUGGGCGCAAAUCUCGAGGUCUUCAAGUUCGCGACCUACCUCUUUAUCCCGCUGUUCGCGAUGCUUCACUUCGGCGACCCAAACUGGUAUGAGAACCACGUCCAGCCUUUCAAGGACCGCUUCCACCCCCGCGAGGACACUAACAAACCACCACACACCGCGUCCGAGGUGCAGGCCGAGCUCCAGCGGUACAAGGAUGAGCGCCUCGCCAAGGCCGGGAUCAAGCCUGAGUCUGCACCGAACCGCGUGCUCCCCGCUGUUCCGGACGAGCGAAGGCCCCAGUUCAGCUGGGCCCAGGGCGACCAGCGUCUCGUAUAG
This is a messenger RNA of Cutaneotrichosporon cavernicola, 318 nucleotides long. RefSeq lists its product as uncharacterized. Gene Ontology annotation, biological process: mitochondrial respiratory chain complex IV assembly. Lineage: Eukaryota; Fungi; Basidiomycota; Tremellomycetes; Trichosporonales; Trichosporonaceae. The record is from RefSeq and is a predicted model, not a curated record. Gene Ontology annotation, cellular component: mitochondrial inner membrane; mitochondrion. The transcript is spliced from 5 exons. Bases 1 to 318 code for a protein of 105 amino acids.